AACCUACUGGAGUCAUUUGCUCCAGGGAUUGAGCUAUAUUAAGGAAAAUCGGUUCAAGGCUCAGCACGAAAGGAUUUUUUUUCAUUACAGGGUCCUUAUACCCACGCAGGGAACCAUGCCUCUGGAGGUGGUAGUGGAGCUGCAGAUCCGGGCGAUUUCUUGCCCAGGGGUGUUCCUUCCAGACAAGCAAGAUGUGUACCUCGGGGUUUACCUCCUGAAUCAGUACCAGGAGACAGACUGCUUUCCCUCAGUGUUCCCUAUUAUGAUUCAGCAGAGAAUGAGAUUUGAAAAGUUAUUUGAAAAUGCAAUCGAUCCUGGAGUUGUAGCAGACAUUUUAGAAAGCUUCCUAACCAGGUUGGAAUUAAUACAGCUAGUAUCUCCAGUGUGGGUAGAGUUGGCCUACUAUGAAGAAAACACACGGGAUUUUCUUUUCCCUGAGCCCAAGCUGACACCUUCACACCCUGGGAUGUAUAGGGAGGUGCUCAUGAAAACGGCUGCAGGUUUUCCAGGCAUUGCUCCCAAAAUAGAGUUUUCUACUAGGACAGCCAUCAGAGAAGGUGUGUUUCUACAUAGAAACAGAUUUCUUGAAGAAAGACAUAAGUCACAAAGGCCUUUAUCUACAUCAUAUGGACCCAAAUUCCCUUUAAAUAAUAUACAAGUGAAGCCAAAGGAGAAUAAUCUCAACAGACUACCCCAAAACAUGCAGUCCAGGGCGCCCUCUCCAUAUUCUACCAAGCAUUUCUUCCAGGACCAGCCAGCUCAAUUGAACGUUGGAAAUAAUUUCAGAAUCUCCAGAGAAAGCAAACCUCCAUUUGUAGUUAGACAUGUGGACAGCGCAAAGCCCUUCGGUGAGAAUAUUUCAGAGCAUCAUUCCCGGAAGUCUAGAAGAAAAUCUAAGUUUGCAAACAUUCCGUUUUCAAUGAGAAGAGCUUCUUCUCUUGACGGCUGUGCAGAUAACAUAAAGGUUAUCAAAGAGCCAGAUGAACGGAUUAUUUUGAGGAAUGAGUCACCAUCACCUUUAGAUUCAAGUAAGUUUGAGAAGUCUCGCCCAGUUUACAGUCACCGAGGGGAUGCCGAUUUCCACCCGGAAGCUUCCUUUGCCACCACCCUGCACUCCAGGUCUCCCAGCCCUCUCAUGGAUCAGCUGCUUCUUGGAGAAAGGUUCCACCCUGGUUGUCAGUCCACAUGGAAGAAGAUCCAUGAAAGCGUGUGCGGUCUUCUGACAUCCCCCAGAGCUCGGCAACACCUAAACAAGGAAGAUUCUAUCUCUGAAGUAAAUGAUACCUCUGAGAGACCAAGCUACCCUCUGAAGAAAUAUCCAGUGUAUGCACAGAGAUAUUUUUAAGCUGCUGUCUUAUUCUCACAUGUCGCAUGUGAAGUUUCAAAUCUCAGAGAGGAAACGGAAUGAAAACUGGAGGAGCAUCACAAAGAACUCCCUCAUCAACUGAUACAUCCUUGGAGAAAUGAACAACC
This is a messenger RNA of Rhinolophus ferrumequinum (greater horseshoe bat), 1473 nucleotides long. It is a transcript of the gene SPATA6L, whose product is annotated as spermatogenesis associated 6 like. NCBI's taxonomy places the organism in Eukaryota, Metazoa, Chordata, Mammalia, Chiroptera, Rhinolophidae. The record is from RefSeq and is a predicted model, not a curated record. Gene Ontology annotation, molecular function: myosin light chain binding. Gene Ontology annotation, biological process: spermatogenesis.